Messenger RNA from Phycomyces blakesleeanus NRRL 1555(-), 2552 nucleotides. RefSeq lists its product as hypothetical. Bases 273 to 2552 code for a protein of 759 amino acids. The transcript has 4 exons. The record is from RefSeq and is a predicted model, not a curated record. Lineage: Eukaryota; Fungi; Mucoromycota; Mucoromycetes; Mucorales; Phycomycetaceae. Gene Ontology annotation, biological process: transmembrane transport.
CUUAAAAUUUACGUGCAAAAGAAAGAACAAAUUUGCAUUGAUCAAAUUUGUAUGGAUGAAUAUAAUAUAAAUUAUGAUUUUGGUUUUAAUCCAAUUGCCACACCAUAGAUUAAUUAGAGCUUGUUUUUCUAUUUAUCUUAAGAAAAACACAGAUAUUUAUAUAUACAUAUGAAAUUUGUAUGUAUGUAUAUAGAAUCGUGUCCUUAUAAAAAUAAAGGAGUGUCCAUCUAUAUCUAUAGAUAAUUUAUAUAAAAAAUACAUUAAAGACCAUAAUGGCUUGGUCGUCGCUUAUUCUUCUCAUAUAUCUCGGCUCUAUUGUCAAUGCCCAAUCCAACAUCACUCAAUGUUCAGCUCAAUCGGACUGGCAACUAAACGCCACUCGAUUCUAUGACCCCACUAGCCAACUCUACCUCAUCAACGGUACCUUAUUUACAAGUCAACCAGUUCAUCCCCUCUCAUAUGUCCUCAGCACUCGAUUAAAGAUCGGUGUCAAGAUGACCGUUCAGGGCAACCAAUCUCUCUGUCACUCUCAGUGCCUCAUUACGAAUCGCAUUCCUUUUGUCCAAAAGGUCAUCACUCCAGACACCUCUCUUCCUCUCGGAGACAUCUCCAGCACUCUCGAAAUCAUCAAAGACGAUACCUCUAUGGCUUGUUUUGUGGUCAAUUCUGUAGGAUACCAACACCCGGCCUGGCGCACGGUGUUCAUAUAUAUCCCUGUCGCAAUCACUGUCUUUGCAGCCCUUAAUUCAUUUUUCCAGUCCUUUGCCAGUUUACCCGAAACAGAACGAGACAUCUUGCUCUUCACCUCAAACUAUGCAAAUUUACCCGCCGCCCUGCGUCUCAAAACCCCUGGUUUCUUUGAUGUGAUCCACUACUGCCAGUCAAUCGUCAGUCUAGGCCAGCUCAAUCUGGCCUUUCCUUCUUUUUACCCCCUCUUUAUCUCAAACCUCGGUUGGAGCUUUGGCCUCUUCCCCAACAAAUGGCUCGACGCCGCGAUCUACAGCAUCUUUCCAUCAGAUGUUUCAUCUCAAUCAAACCCCACACACCAAGGUCUCAGUUUCAAUAAACGCCAAUCAUUCACAGACACUCCCAACAGUGGCCCCGGCGUUGUCGGAUCACACUUUCUCCCUGUUGCCGGCACCGGAAUUGCCAACGUAGCGCUGGCACUCGGGAUUGACAUCAAUGGCCAAUUCUUAACCUGUCUGGUCUAUUAUUUGCUCAUCUUGGCUGGCUGUCUAAGUGUGUGUCUUGUUAUCUGGCUUGUACUACUUGUUAUCAAUAUAAAGUAUCCCCGGAACAUCAACAACAUCAGUAACAGCAGCAACAGCCUCACAAAUAGUAACAGCAGCAGUAUCGGCAGCAUCGGCAGAAGUACCAGCAUCAGAAACAGAAACAAAAAAUAUAAUAACAAUAACAAUACUAAUGUAUCCAGAAAGAUGCUGGAUUUCACAAUUGGUGUUGGGAUUAGAUCGCUUUCUCUGUUUUAUCUUCCUCUGCUAAUCACCAGUCUGUAUCAAUUGAUGCUUUCAUCACCUUGGUACCUCACUUUUCUUGCUGCCAUAAUUGUCGUGUUUCCGCUGAUUCUGCUCUACGGUUACAUUGGAUUUGACUUGCUGUCCGUACGGCCAUCGGCUCUUGUUUAUUCUGAACCAAGUUUGCUGCUCAGAUUCGGGUCGCUCUAUAAUACCUUUGCAGACGGCAAGUUUUAUUUCUUUACGGCGACGAUUGUGUACAAGUUUAUCGUCAGUGCAACGGUUGCGAUGGGCCAGCCAAACCCGGUCAGCCAGGUGACGAUGAUGAUCCUUGUAGAGUCGGCAUAUUAUGUGCUCCAUUGGACACAAUGGCCCUAUGCAGACCAGGCUAUCAAUAUACACUACAUUAUGUUUGGCACCCUGCGGCUAAUUACGACCUGGAUGACGAUCGCAUUUUUGCCUGGUCUCGAGGUCUCUCUGGAUGCACGCCAAUGGGUAGCAUACAUCCAGAUCAUCAUCCAUGCGGCCGCGUUGCUGAUUAUGUUUAUUCUGCCCGUCAAAAACCUUUUUAUUCUUGUGACCGGCAUGCUAGACGAGACUCUGUUUGAUACAAGUCUGCCGCCACCCCGCAUGGUUCUCUGGCGCCGCCGACUUUACAACCCUAACAAUAACGAAGUCCAUUCUGGCGUUAUGGAAAAGAAAGUAGCCGAGGAUGCAGCUUAUCACCAACGACGCAAUUCUUCUAAAACAGGCGAUCAGAAUGGCCGGGGUGUUGGCACGGGCACUCGCGUGGACAUGAACAUGGGUAUGGGUAUGGGGCUGAAUGUGGGUGUGGACAGCCAUGGGAGUAAUAUUGAUAACAGUGGUGGGUUUAUUACUUCUGAGGCUGUUCGUCCAAGUGGCCACAUUAAUGAAGAUUGCAAUGACAACAAUUUUGGUUACCGCAAUGGGACAGCCGGCCACGAAGAUUUGGACUGGGACAUUCGAUUACCUACUCAAUUGGACCCUGACCAACCGAUCUUCUUUAAAUUGCCGGAGGGAGGACAACCGUACCAAGACGUGGCGACACGUGCAGAGUGA